Molecule: messenger RNA, 3535 nt
Organism: Emys orbicularis (European pond turtle)
Lineage: Eukaryota; Metazoa; Chordata; Testudines; Emydidae
Gene: THAP8
Product: THAP domain containing 8
Exons: 4
Coding region: 3-1520 (505 amino acids)
Source: RefSeq, a predicted model, not a curated record
CGAUGCCCAAGUACUGCCGGGCGCCGAACUGCUCCAACUCGGCCGGGCAGCGCCGGCCGGGCGCCGAGCGCCUCAGCUUCUAUAGGUUUCCCUUGCAUAACCCAGAACGACUCCAACAAUGGCUCUCUCAGAUGAACCAAGAGAAGUGGGUACCCACCAGAUACCAGCAUUUAUGCAGUGAGCACUUUGCUCCGUCGUGUUUCGAAUACAGGUGGGGGGUUCGCUAUCUAAAGCCUGAUGCUGUCCCCACCAUCUUUCAACUGUCUGAAAAACCCUUGAAAAGGGAGAAUCCUGCCAGGCCCCCAUGCGAAACACAGGCCAAGAAGCUAAUUGUUGAGAACAGCAUGGACAGGACCUCGCAGGGGCCACAAGCCGUGGCCGCCCACCCCACUCCGGACACACUGGAAGCUCUCGCCAUAGCUAUCGACCCGGGUCUGUCCUCGGCCCCGAUCUAUGUGGAAGCCCAGCCCUCUGUCUCGGAUCUGGACCUCCAUGCCCUCUCCUCCCCUCUGGUCGGGGCGGUGAACCUGAUGCCUCUCGUUCAGAUCGUGGAGCCGCUCAACGCUGUGGCGCUGGCCGUGGCCUCGCCCACGGAGGGCGUAGAGUCCAUCCCCAUCCAUCUCCCAGGCCAGCCGUUCCCUCCUGCCAUGGACCAGCGUGUGGAUUUCUCCGUUGAGGCCUCUCCGGACUCUUUCGUGGCGGACGUGCCCGAGCAGUUUGCCACAGAGAUCAUGGUCUCUUGUGAGGACGCUGCUGUGGUGGACCAGCCCGAGGGCACUUUCGCUGCUGAUCAGCCGCAUACCCUGGUGGCCACGGUGGACCCACAGGAGACUACGGACCAGGGCACCCUCUUCAUUGAGAAUGUGUCGAUCCAGCCCCUUCUGGAAACCGACCCCUCCACCGCAGCUGUCCUCAGCUCCCUGCAGGUGUCGACCACCCAGAUGGUGGCGUAUUUCGAGACCAUCCCCACCGCGCCGGUGGUGUCCUCCUGCGCCAUGGGGCCGCUGACGUCCAGUGCGUCGCCUCCCGAGACCGUGUUGUCCUCAGCCUUGACGGUGCCCAUUGUCUCCACGGUGCCCAUAGUGUCGAACUAUGCUGCCGGCUCCCUGGAUGAUGACGACUCCUCCUCCACCAUCGAGGUGGAGCUCUGUGCCGAAACCCUGGAGGAGCAGCUCGAGGAGCACCGCUACCACAAGAACGAGCUGACCACCCAGCAGCUGGUCAACCUGGUGAUGGGCCUGCAGAAGAAGGUCAAGGUGCUGCAGCAGCGACACCGGCGUCACUGCACCAAACUGGAAGCCAUGGAGGGCGUGGUGGAGCAGUUGAGGAAGGAGAGCCUCGUGUCGGAUGAGAAGCUCAAGCUGUUGGAGAUGGCGUGCCUGCAGUCCAGCGCGGUGAUGCCAGAAAGCGGCAGCACGGUUGCCAUCAUCUGCCAGGAGGAAGACCGGGCUCUAGUGUACGCCGUUCCCCAGCUCCCAGAGGAAGGGAAUGAGACAAUCAUCCACGUAGAAGAGCAGUAACCAAGAGACCCGUGCUCUAGAGCCCUCCGCUCCCUGCUUCACUGAGCUGCACGUUCAGGGAUCACCCAGGUCCUUCUCUCCCCAGCGACAGGAGCAGCGAUUCCCGCGAUGAUGCGGCAGCUGCGUAUUCAAUGGCCUCCAUGCUAUGGCACUUUAUUUGGGUGGGGAGUGGAGAGGUGGGUUUGUUUCGAGUUGGAAUGAUUGUUUAUAAAGGGUCUUCUCACGGGGGGAUCGAGUUACUGGCUUGUCCAUGUAUCCACCUCCCCAAGCAUCUGAGCUGCGGGGUCCUGCUGUCAGCGGGUUAAUAACCACCGAUUAAAAGCUGUAUUUACUCGGGUACUUGCUCUGCCUGCUGCGCAUAACUGGCUGCCUGCUUGAGUGACAACAAAAAUGAGCAGGGUGUGUAUAAGCCAAGCCAAGCCAACUCACCCCUUCCUAAGCUCCUGAAAACUCCUGUCAGCUUUGCUGCUGGCCCUGAGUUUUCUGCCUCUCUGGCACUGUUGGGGCAGUUAACCUAAUUGUUCAUCUGGGUCAUCCUGUGUAUAAGCCCUCCCCCGCUGAUGCCUUGGAAGCCUAGCACAAAUUUCUCCGCCUAUGCACAAGUAUCUGUGCGGAUGGGAAAUGGACCGAGCAGACUGAACCAGCAAAGCCGGGCUGGAAAUCUUGAGGAUAGCAGUGCUUGCCCGAGAUCUGGGCUGCAGAGGUCCUGGAGGGAUGUGUGACUGUGUAUCAGUUAACACUGACCAGCUGCGUUGUCACGCAAAACGCUGUCGUUACAAGGCUCACCGUCCAUCCCCGGGGUCCCAUGCAUCCUGGGUGUGCGCAGUUUGCCGUGAUAUUUAAACGGCUUGUUCUAGGCAGUAGUGCCAACCCCAAAUGUUCAAAACAUCACCAAAAAAUCAAGAGCUUGGCUUUAAAGUCAUGAGAUGAUGUAAACAUAAUGGCUUUGGUGUUCUUUUUAUUUGCUUUCUGCUUUUUGAGCCUUUAGGGUGCCAUGGGGUCACAUCUGGAAGCUUUCUCCACAGCCAGGAGGGCUAGAAACUUACUUUUUCUUUAAGAAUGAAGGCUGCAAUCAUCACAUCUCCAGGAGCUGGGGGUUUAAGGAAAACAAUAAUUAUCAUGAGACUCAUAACAAAAUCAUGAGAGUUGGCAACACUGUGUAGGAGGCUUGUAAUGCUGUAGGCUUAGCAGCUGGGGAGACGGGCAGGGCCAGUCACUUCAGGGAACAUGGACAUGUGCACUAGUUGAGGGAAGAGGUUUGGGGCUGCCAGGAGCUGGGGUCAUCAGAAAGCUUGCUAAAGGAUUUGGCAGAGGGGUUGGGCAUCUGGGAUUUUUUUUUUAUUUUUUUUUUUUUUUGGAGGGGUGUGUGGAAAGAUGGGGGUGUCUCCUGACUCCUGCUUUUUUCUGAGCCCAGUCCAUGAAUGUUUAGAGCCUGACCCAUGACUCCAAUGGGGGCUUUUGUGCUGGGUACCCUACCAUUGCAGCCAGCUCUUGUCUACAGCUUCCUGCUGUCGGGUUCCCUGUUUGGAAAACACUGCAAUUAAGCAAUUCUGCUGCUGUUGAGGAUGAUGGCAAAGCUCCCACCGACUUGAGUGGGUGCAGGAUUGGUCCCUGAAUUGCAAAGUUAUCAGUAGAGGAAAAAGCUUCAUUAGAUCUAAGGAUAACUCAUCCUUCAAAGGUUUUAAGCAAGGCUCCCAACCCACCAUCAUGUUGUCCCAUUGACAUUGGCUUUCCCUGACUAGCUUUUACUUGAUUCUUUCCUGAGGGUGUGAAUAAAUUCUCUUCCACUUUAUUUUUUUAUUUAAGUUUAUUUUUAAUACGAUUGGUUUGCAAAUGAAACAGCUGGAAUCAAAGGUUGACUGGCAGCGCCACGAUUGUAGAUCCUGUUGAAUGUGUUGAGGGGAGGGACGGGGACCUCAUCGUGUUUAAAUCUUGAUUUGUCUCUCCACUGGAGAGAUUGUGUUUGUACCUGGUUAAAAAAUGCUUUAAUAAAAAUGAAUGAUGAUGACAAAGAA